AUGGCAGCCAAAGCCAUGGUCAUCUCAAGAAGUCCAGGGCUGGAGAGUCUACUUCGAAGUUUACUCAGGCUACUCAAAGAGCAUCUUGGAGAAAAAGAAGUUGAGUUGGCACUCAUCUUUGAUUCAGUGGUGGAGGCUGACUUGGCAAAUUAUACCUGCCAUAUGGAAAACCAAAAUGGACAAAAACAUGCCAGAAUUCUGCUGCGUAAAAAGGAUUUUAUCUACAAAAUUGAGCUUGCAGGAGGUGUGGAAAUAAUCUUCCUCCUCCUUGUACUGCUCAUGGUCAUCUACAAAUGCUACAACAUUGAACUGAUGCUCUUCUACAGCCAACAUUUUGGAGGUGAUGCAAAUACUGAUGACAACAAGGAAUAUGAUGCUUAUCUCUCUUACAUAAAAGUGGACCAAGAUACUUUAGACUGUGACGAUCCUGAAGAAGAGCAGUUUGCUAUUAAAAUACUGCCAGGUGUCCUAGAAAAACAUUAUGGAUAUCAACUCUUCAUUCCAGAAAGAGACCUGAUUCCAAGUGGAACAUACACUGAAGAUCUCACAAGAUGUGUUGAGCAAAGCAGAAGACUUACUAUUGUGCUAACUUCAGACUAUAUUCUCAGAAGAGAAUGGAAUAUGUUUGAAUUGGAAAGUAGACUCCAUAACAUGCUAAUCAGUGGAGAAAUCAAAGUGAUAUUGAUUGAGGGUACAGAAUUUAAAAAGAAGGUGAAUUUCCAGGAAGUAGAAUCACUAAAGCGCAGCAUCAAACUUCUGUCACUGAUCAAGUGGAAAGGACCCAAAAGCAGCAAAUUAAAUUCUAAGUUUUGGAAGCACUUAGUAUAUGAAAUGCCUAUCAAGAAAAAGAGGCUUUCUCAGUGUCAUGUUCUGGACUCUGCAGAACAAGGACUUUUUGCAGAACUCCAGCCUAUACUCUCUAUUGCCAUGACCAGUACCUUAGCCUCUCUGGAGUCAUCUCAAGCUGAUCUUGCUAAUUUCCACCAUUCAGGUUCAAUGCAAAUGGAACACUGCUGUAGCCAUUAUAAAUACAUGAUGCCAACCACCAUUUUUCCAAUACCUUCCUUAGGUGACAACCACGCUUAUUGUAACCUGCCUCUGACAUUACUCAGUGGACAGCUACCCCUUAAUAAUCCCCUGAAAGAUACCCAGGAAUUUCAUAGAAAGAGUUCCCUGUUACUGUUAUCAUACAAAGAGUUUAGCUUCACCAGUGAUAUUUGGUAG
Phyllostomus hastatus (greater spear-nosed bat) is the source of this 1224-nucleotide messenger RNA. It is a transcript of the gene IL1RAPL2, whose product is annotated as interleukin 1 receptor accessory protein like 2. Gene Ontology annotation, biological process: signal transduction. The record is from RefSeq and is a predicted model, not a curated record. NCBI's taxonomy places the organism in Eukaryota, Metazoa, Chordata, Mammalia, Chiroptera, Phyllostomidae.